Molecule: messenger RNA, 1356 nt
Organism: Ascoidea rubescens DSM 1968
Lineage: Eukaryota; Fungi; Ascomycota; Saccharomycetes; Ascoideales; Ascoideaceae
Exons: 1
Coding region: 380-1210 (276 amino acids)
Cellular component (GO): cell wall
Molecular function (GO): structural constituent of cell wall
Source: RefSeq, a predicted model, not a curated record
AAAGGUCGAGAAGGCAAUUGACACUGCUGUGAUCGAAUAGAUUGCUGUGUUAGUUCCAGGAACUGCUGUGUAUUUCAUUGUGUUUCAGAGGGCAGAAACAUAUAUAAACAUGUUGGUUUUGCUUUGCUGUGUUUUUUUGUCUUCAUUUUCCACCACCAAUUCACUUUUUUGCUUUGUUUUUGGAAGAAGUUAACUCUUGAUAUCUAUUUAUAAGUCCAAGGAUUCAGUUUUUUUUAAGCCGAAAUUAUUGAUAUAUUCAUAUUCCUCCUAUAUUUUAUAUAUAUACGUUUCUCUACCUUUACUUUCAUAUUGUUUUCUACAUCAGAAUUAAUUAAAAUUAGUCAUAACUGUUAAGGUGAAAAAAACAAAACAAUUAACAAUGAAAUCACUAGCCAUCUAUUCAAUUUUGGCCUUGUUGGCUCCAUCAUAUGCUGCGAUUAUUCCUACCUUUUUACCUGAAAGCUAUUUGGUCCCCAUUGAAGUCGUUAAGAGAGACUAUGCUCUCACAACAUUGGGUUCUGAAGAUUUAAAUAGUAACUUUGUCACUCAGAUUAUUGAUGGGCAAGUCCAAGUUGUUUCUCAGAUUGAUGAUGGCCAAAUCCAGGCUCCUACUAGUACAUCGGCAUUAAUACCUAUUUCUCAAAUUGACGAUGGCCAAAUCCAAGCUCCAACUUUAACUACCAGUGAAGUAAUUUCAACUUUAACUCCAGUCAGUCAAAUCAGCGAUGGUCAGAUCCAAGGCACAUUAACUGUUACUGAAACAACUUUUCAAACUUCUUUAACCGUCACAACAAUCACCUCAGAUGGUUCAUUAAUUUUAUCAACCAUUACUCCAACUGCUUCUGAUUUUGAAAUUAUUGAAACUGGAAGCUCUUUCUAUUUUGAACCGAUUGGUUCUAAUACUGACGUUAUUGUAAUUGCGACAACAGAUGUUAUUGAUCAAAAUACUUAUACUGUAUUGACUGUCACUUCAACCAAUUCAUUAGGUAUUGAAAUCACUACCGCAACUGACGUUAUUGUUUCAACAAAUGAAGCAGGUCAAACAGUUUUAUUACCAAUCACUACAACUGUGACCACUGAUUCAGCUUCAUCAGAAACUGGUCUUUCUUCAUUUCAAAGUCAAUUUUUGAAUUCAGCUGACAGUAUGAAACUAAAUUUAAUUUUGCUUUCAAUCUCUUUUAUAUUGGUCAAUCUUACUGUUUUAUUCUGAUUUAAUUAUCUAUUGAUUCUGUUUUUUGUACAAAAAAUUAAAAAUUAAAAACAAUUGGGUAAUUGGGUAUUUCAAGUAAUCAAAUUCAGAACAAAUAAUAAAUUUUUGUAUUUUAAUUGGUGAUUUAAAAUUGUUUUCAAGGGUUU